UGAAGUCGAGAUCCGUUUAUAUGUCCGCGCCAUUUCCGGUUUACAUCGGUCUUUCACUCUCAGAGCAAGAUGGCUGAUCAGAGCGAGCGUGCGUUUCAAAAACAACCCACGAUCUUUCUUAAUCGUAAGAAAGGUCUAGGCCCGAAGCGUAGGAAGCCUAUGAGAUACAGUCGCAAUGUCGGGCUCGGUUUCAAGACACCUCGCGAAGCACUUGAAGGAACUUAUAUCGAUAAGAAAUGCCCAUUUACAGGCAAUGUAUCGAUUAGAGGUCGUAUCCUGACUGGUGUUGUACAAAAGAUGAAAAUGCAACGUACUAUAGUUAUACGCAGGGAUUAUUUACAUUAUAUUAGAAAGUAUAACCGUUUUGAGAAGCGUCAUCGUAAUAUGAGUGUCCAUCUUAGUCCUUGCUUCAGAGAUGUAGAAAUUGGUGAUGUAGUCACCAUUGGUGAAUGCAGACCUUUGAGCAAGACAGUUAGAUUUAAUGUAUUAAAGGUUUCAAAAGGAACAGGAUCAAAGAAGAGUUUCAAGAAAUUUUAAACCUCUCUUUCCAAUAAUGAAUACAUUGCCAGGUGUAAGGAUGUGAAAAAAACUGUAAUGUUACAACCAAAUACAGUUAAAAAAAUUAUA
This is a messenger RNA of Camponotus floridanus (Florida carpenter ant), 627 nucleotides long. RefSeq names its product 40S ribosomal protein S11 (gene RpS11). Gene Ontology annotation, molecular function: structural constituent of ribosome. Gene Ontology annotation, cellular component: cytosolic small ribosomal subunit; ribosome. Lineage: Eukaryota; Metazoa; Arthropoda; Insecta; Hymenoptera; Formicidae. The coding region runs from base 70 to 537 and encodes 155 amino acids. Gene Ontology annotation, biological process: translation. The transcript is spliced from 5 exons. The record is from RefSeq and is a predicted model, not a curated record.